Molecule: messenger RNA, 1004 nt
Organism: Cajanus cajan (pigeon pea)
Lineage: Eukaryota; Viridiplantae; Streptophyta; Magnoliopsida; Fabales; Fabaceae
Source: RefSeq, a predicted model, not a curated record
UCUACUUAAUCCAACGGCUAAGAAAUGCUUCGCACGGUGGGGAUAUGUUGAGCCUAUAAUCCGUCUUGAAGAAGUCUUUUCUCUCUGGCGGAACCCUAGAAGCUUCUUCCGCUGCACUCCCUCCCGAGAACGAGAGUGAGAGCGACACACAGAGCGCAGAGAAGAGGGUUUGUGUUCCGAUUGAAUGGCGAGCGAAAAGGAAAACGGGGAAUUCUACCUGCGUUACUACGUUGGGCACAAGGGGAAGUUCGGGCACGAGUUCUUAGAGUUUGAGUUUAGACCCGACGGAAAACUCCGUUACGCGAACAACUCCAACUACAAAAACGACACCAUCAUUCGCAAGGAGGUUUACCUCACCCCCGCCGUUCUCCGCGAGUGCCGCCGUAUCAUUGCCGAGAGCGAGAUUAUGAAGGAAGAUGAUAACAACUGGCCAGAACCUGAUAGAGUGGGGAGGCAGGAGCUGGAGAUUGUAAUGGGGAACGAGCACAUAUCCUUCACCACCUCCAAGAUUGGCUCUCUAUUUUAUGUUCAGAGUAGCGCUGAUCCUGAAGGGCUUCAGAUCUUUUAUUAUCUUGUUCAGGUGAGUGGGAUUGUGAUUUGCAUCUAUAAUCAUGGCUGUGAACUGUUUUUUGAAACAUUCACAGCAUUCUUGGGCAUUCUUGGGACACGCUCCUAUGGUUCAUUUCUGUUGGUGUUAAGAUUUGAAGUGCUUUGUCUUCUCUCUGAUUUCACUUGACUUCAAGAUCAAGCCUAUAUAAGAUGUGUUUGCAAUAUUAUGCGUUCAUCCCUCGGGAUUGUGUACUUGUUCAUCAGCUACUCCUUUUGCUAAUUGGCUUCAACGUCUGAUAACUUGUGUUUUGGUUCUGUAUUGCUGGUUACACACUUUCACAACCCUUUUUGCGACGUUGAUGCUUUUGUUAAAAGUUUGCUUUUUAAGUGUUUGAUUUAUUAACAAUGUAUGAUAUUGUUAAUGAAAUGUGUAAUUGUUUUAAUUUUUACUUGGA